Molecule: messenger RNA, 6306 nt
Organism: Larimichthys crocea (large yellow croaker)
Lineage: Eukaryota; Metazoa; Chordata; Actinopteri; Sciaenidae
Product: protein FAM222B-like
Exons: 3
Coding region: 503-2590 (695 amino acids)
Source: RefSeq, a predicted model, not a curated record
ACAUACACAUGGUUCAAACUAUUUCUGUGUCACUUUUCUGUCGAUUAUUGAGGCGAGUCUGUUUAUUUUUGUUUAUUUAUGAAAGACAAACAGAUUCAUGCUCAGACUUAAAUAAACCUCAGUCAGUUUGUAGGUGAGUUUGCAUGAGCACAAUAAUAAAUAUGAAUAAAUGACACUGGCAGACAAUGAUUAGACACUUUUAUAAGUCCAUGUUUGUCACAGUGCUGCAGUCCUUUUAAUAAUAAAGCAUCAGUGGAUUAUCGGACAGGCGCUGUCCGUCGAUGCCUACAUGCAGAAGCGGGGUCCUUGUUUGUCGUGCGCAUGCGCAGUGAGCAGCUGCCGUAGCCGCAGCAGCGUCGCGAGCGUCAACACACCGGGUCCGGUUCUGCAGCUCGGACCGACGAAUCCACGAGAAACCGGCACAACAUGAAGCUUCCGUCCCCGUAGCUUCCUGAGGAUAUGGUGAGGAGACGGUCCCAUGCUGCAUUAGUGGAAUAGUGACAUGCUGGCCUGUCUGCCAGCAUCAGGUGACCCUACCAUCAGACUUCUCUCCCGCACGCAGAUGAACACUGGACUUCAGAAAUGGGAAACUACACAGAAGAUGAGAUCUGCCAGCUAUCCAACCCCAGCAGAGUUGGAUGCCUAUGCUAAGAAAGUUGCCAACAACCCUCUGACCAUCCAGAUCUUCCCCAACAGUGUCAAGGUACCUCAAAGGAAGCACAUUCGGCGCACUGUCAACGGGCUUGACACAUCCUCGUCCAGCCAGCGCCACAGUCCCUACCCCUCUCAGGUCAGCUCCAGUAGGGGCCUACUGGCUGUCCUCCGUGCGCCUGCCAAAGGCAUCAUCAAAGAGUCGGACGGUAGCCGUGCCCAACAGCUUCACAAGGCCAUCAUGAACCCUCACAGUGGGCCGUACACCACUCAAAGCACUUUAAAUCUUCCUCAACCCGCUCCUCACCUACAGGGCCCGUCUCAGCCUGCGGCCCAGGUGGCCCAGAAGCAGGGCAUGGUUAACCCACAGGCGCUACAGCAACAGCAAAGCAUGACUCACCCAAUGACUUUACAGCAGCCUCAAACCAUGCCUCAUCCACAGGCUUUACAGCAAAGAAGCAUGGCUCAUACACAAGCUCUGCAGCGGCAGCAGAGUCUGUCCCAGGUUCAGACUUCACAGCAGCAAAGAUUGGCUCACCCUCAAGGCAUACAGAGGCAGCAGAGCCUGCCUCACACUCAGGCUCUGCAGCAGCAGCCGAGCCAGUCCUGUCCACCGGUCGUACCACAGCAGCAUCUUUCUCAUCUGCAGACACUAAAGCAUCAACCGGCUCCUCCGCAAGCUUUACUUACACAACAAGGAGUGACUCAGGAUCUGCGCCACAUGUCUGAUGGAGCUCAGCUCCCGAGCCUGCAGCACACCCAGGGGCUAGUAGGUUCACAGCCCCUCCCCCAGGCUGUGGGUGCAGGACCUCCUACCAUACCUAACAGCCUCCAGCAGCCCCCGCCGGGGGCAUACGGACCACGGAAGCUCCCUGACGCAGACGCCCCACCAAAUGUAACUGUAUCUACCUCCACCAUCCCACUGUCCAUGGCAGCCAGCCUGCAUCAGAACCGGCCCAGUGACCUGAGCAGCAUUGUGCACCAAAUCAACCAGUUGUGCCAGGCACGAGCUGGCAUGGGCACCACCUCGGUCUGUGAGGGCCAGAUUGCAAACCCUAGUCCCAUCAGCCGUAACCUGCUGAUCAACGCCAGCUCGAGGGUGUCCUCUCACCACCCGGCUCUGGGCUCUGUGCCGAGCUGCCUCAUGGUGGGACCCCCAGACAAAGCUACAGCUCAGACUCCCAGUGCUGCUCUCCAUUCACAGCCCAAUAUAGCUGCUACAAAUAGUAUACAGGUACCUGCCUUUCACACAGACCAAGAGAAGGUACACCUGCAGCAGCAGCAGCUUCAACACCAUUUACAUCAGCAAAAACAGCAGCAGCAGCAGCUACAGCAGCAACACUUACAACUACAGCAGCUGCAGCAGCAGCGCUCUUGGGCUCAGCAUCAACUGGCCCACAUGCAGCAGCCCCCAGAGGGGGCCCAUCCCUGCAAGAACCCCAGGAUGGAGCCUCCAUCUGAGUGUGCGUUCCCCUCUCGAAACCUCAGCUAUUCCCACAAGCUACCUAACACUGCACAGUCCUUUCCUCUGAAACACCCUGCAGAGAAACCACGACCUUCAUCCCCUGUUAACUGCCCCGUAGGUCCUAUGCCUUACAUUAAUGGCCACUACAUGCAGCCACCGUGGGGCAGCAUCCCAGCCACAGCAGGUAACAACGGAUCCGGCCCUCAGGACCUUCCAGUGGCUUUCCAGGGGGGGCAGGCUGCUGCCUCCACAGACCGCAUCCCAGGGGCAAAGUACCGGCCGGGCAAAGAAGGCCCUCCUGGCCAGCCCAAGUUAAUGCAGAAUGUGGAUUUCUUGGGAGGGGACUUCCAGAUGCCCAACUUUCAGGAGCAGAACAUGGAUGUGAUGGAGAAGAUGCACAGGUCAGCCAUGGGUCAAGUUCAGGAGCCCAACAACGGCAGAGGCGUCCACAGUCAUCACCCAGGCUACCACUAAAGUGUGCGCUGACCUCCUCCCUCCUCCUCAGUGUGUUUUGAGUUUUUCUCAACAGCUACUUUCAUCUUCUUCUGUGGUUUAUUCUUUAAGAUCUUGCAAGUGAUCAAUUACAUUUUGUUGCUUCGGAGCUUGAUUUGUAGACCCACCAGGUUGUGAUAUUUCAAAGUAUUCCUCAGGUCUUAAGCCAUGUCGUACCUUUGUUGCAGAUGAAGGGUUUUUGAGAUUGUUGUCCACUGUUGAGUAGAAUUCCUCUUUUCAUCACUGGCAUGGAUGUGCUGCUCUUUGUUCGUGUAUAUAUGGUGUUCUGAUUUAUUCAUUUGCAGCUUGCCACAGGAUUGUCACAGUGCUUUUCCUCGGUUGACAUGGAACAACUCAACUAUUUUCAGCAUUUGUGGCCUUACAACUGCCCAGAGGCAAGAUUUAGGAUGUCCUUGUGUAAUGUUUUUAUUUGAAAUUAUUUAUCCUCGUAACAGGUUUGUCGAUCCACUUUUAAAUUGGAAGGUUACAUGUAUAUGCAAUUACCAUGACUGUUGAUAAGGUUUUUCUCUCAGCAGCUCGCGCCCAUAGUCGAGGUGUAGACUUGUUAACAGACCCACAGCUCCUCUAUCAGGAAUACAACAUGGCUUCUGAACCGCACCGUGAGUGGUCCAGGUAGUUCCAGAACUGGCUAACUGCCACUACUUAGCAGAGUUUGUGUUCAAAACAAGACAAAGCCAGCACUAGCAAAAACAGUAACACUCUCCAUUUCAGAGAUCUGAGUAGUUCUUCUUCCAUUCGGAAAGUCUAAAGUGCCCUCGUGUGAUAUUUCACGAGUUGCUUUUGAAGUCGUUUUUCUUUUAUUCCAGUUUUUGUCGUAUUUCUGUAGAUGGUCCUACUUGAACUGUAGAAAUUACUUUUUAAAUGUUACGCUUAACAUUUGGCAAAGGAGCAGAAACUCCAUUAGCCCCUGUUUUGUCUUUAGCUAAUGUGAAACAUUCAUAUUAAAAUGGCGUGUGUAUGUCGGUAUGUGAAAAAGCAAAUUGAUCACUUGCAAGCGUGCAAGUACUUCAAAUAAUGCAAGCUGGGAAAAUGCUUCAUUUCCCAUCCAACACGUUUCCUCACCACUUUACUACUGUAAUCCAAGUGAACUGAUGUGGUGUGGACGUUAUCUGUGUGGCUUGUGGUGGGCUGUUCAUCUGCGAAUCACUGGCCUCACCCUGUGUUGUAUUUCUGCUACCUAUAAAGGAAAAAAAAAAACUAAGGACUUUUAAUGCAGGUUAUGUUUUGCUAGAUGUUUCUAGCAUGAAACUCUGGACCCAUUUCCUCCUCGAGUCCUUUUUCGGGUUGAUGUUGUCUGGGCGUACACUGCUCCGCUAGCCUCAAGCCUUCUGGAAAAAGCCUUAAAUGUCACAGUAGUUAUCCUCUACUCAAUACUUACCUUAACUGACUUUCUUUGCCCGGAUCCCAACUUAAGUAUGGCUUCAUUGUAAGGAAGUAAUUUCUUUUCUUCCUUUUGGUUAAAUCUGUUCAAACUGUACUGUCAUUCAUUGGGCGGUGUUCAUGUAUAGUGGGAAUGAGUGAUGUUGCCUUAAAGGAAAUAUUAAGGUGAACAUGCUACUCAUACCUGUUGAUUAAUCACCUAUCCCACUGUCUUCAAUGUUGCCUAUCUAUCGAGGAUUUAAGAUGAUUUUAAGAGUAAAAUAUGAAUAGUAUUUAGCAGAAUUAAUAGGUAUGUAGAACAGGGCUGUAGCAGUUAUUUUAAAGUAUUUGGACUGUGUUUUAGUUGGUAUACUUAAUAAAUAUCCUUUAUAUAGUUUAAUUUAUUUUUUUGGACCACUGCAUCCUGAAGCCAUAGGAGUUUUCACAUUAGGUGCCAUAGGAGACACACAUCGACGCAGACAGUGUAAACUGAAUUGUCUGCACUCAGAGGCAAAUAAGAGGUUUGCAUCCACGCUUUAAUCUGAUGUCUUUCACCACGCCGCCGCGGAGCAUCUUUCUUCUCUGAAUCAUUCUCAGAAUACAGUACAGGUCAAAAGGGAGAAAGGAAGGCGAGAUGAUGAUGAUGAUGAUGAUGAUGAACGUCAUCUUCAGAGAAAGACAGCUGAGAUGCAAGCCGUAGCUUUCUGGAUUCUGGUCUUCAUACUUGAUGGCAGUUUUUUGUUUUUCUGGCUCUCGUUUUUGACGUGCCUGCCCCUUAAAGCUGCUAUUGACUUUAAUCUUAACACACACUAGUAUGAUUUGUGUGUGCGUGUGUAUGAAUAGUAAUGAUGUAUGGGCUGUAUCAAUGAAAAUAUUCACGGGAUGGGCGCAGGGCAAAAAUUGCUGCCACUACAAUGCUGGUAAAUUUACUGAUGUUUAUUCUACCAGCGGUGUUUGGAGAUUCUGCUAAAUAUCUAAAACUGACCAGUAUUCAAAGUGGCAGAGGUGUUUUCAGGAGUCUGACCUGAAAGGCAGAUCCCCCCGGGUCUGUUUGGGUUUCUUAACUUUAAAUCAACACUAAACUAUUCGACAGACCUGCCCUGUUAAUUUUGAACUGCCUCGUUACAGCCCGACAUAGUCAGGUUCUACAGUUUCAUAUGAAGUGCCUCCACUGGGCUUAGUAUGGAGAAAUGUGUGAAUGGGUGCUUGCGUGUGUGUAUGUUAAGCUUGGGUACUUGCACACAGGUGUGCACGCUGACAAAGGUGCACGAAGUUAAUCUCUGAUGGGGGACCAAGCUACUUAGUGUAACUACUGAUACUGUGUCAUGGACUGAAGUCCUGAAGUGUGCCACGAUUCCUAGACACUGUCGGGAUGUGUGAACUGUUUGCUGCUGACUCACUGACCAAAGUGACCAAGCGUCCCUCUCUGUAACCACCCCGGCCAAAAGCCUUGGCAAAGCUUGUUGGGAACUUGUGUUCUGACAGUAAUAAGCAACAACCUGGUGACAUAAAGGAGAGCUGCUGCUCUCGUUUGGACGGUUCAAGAUAAAAUCUUGUGAAGUAAAAGUGUAAAGAUGUGAACCGAGCAUAAAAAAAUCUAGAGCGAGUGGUUCCUGUCUGCACAGUACACCCCACUUCGUUUUGUUCGCCAAGCAAGAUUCAGACGUUCUAAGCAGAACUUUGUAUGUCUGUGGUUCCACUUUCCAACCUUCUCAUGCAGAAACAGUACAUGUCAAUAUGCACUGUAAGAAUCUACUUAAGCACAUUGUAGCUCACCACGUCAGUUUACUCAGAUGGCAAUAUUUAUUGGGGCACAGGUAUGCAACAACUCUCUCUAGAUUUAUUUUUACUCCAGUUGAUAUGAUCGCCUUUGAUUAUCAAAGACCUAUCAUGUCGUGAACGGUGGUGGAGGGGGGCUUACUUUCUCUACUUUGUGAAAAUGUGAUAUUCCAGUUUUGCCUAACCUUCAGGAAUAAAAUGUCUUGCACAAACAUUCCCCCUAACCAAAAUAAAGUUUGCAAACACAAAGCUUUUACGAGUGACUCACUUUGUAAUGUUCAUAUAAAGAGUCUACGUUCACAGUGUGCUUAAAUCAGAAAUCAGUUCUUCUACAGGCAUGACAAACAUUUACAAAACAAUUAGAGCAAAUGUGUGAUUAAGAAGUUAUUCACUGUAAUAAUGUACAUGUAUGAUUGUUUUUGAAGAAGUGCUGGGUACAAUAUAAACAGUUGCUGUGCUAUUAAAACCUUUUUGCCUAAUCUGUGCUUCAAGGUUAAAAUCAAACAUUUUAAAAGGCCCAGUGUGGCAGGUACCACGGU